Molecule: messenger RNA, 628 nt
Organism: Labeo rohita (rohu)
Lineage: Eukaryota; Metazoa; Chordata; Actinopteri; Cypriniformes; Cyprinidae
Gene: kiss2
Product: kisspeptin 2
Exons: 2
Coding region: 74-451 (125 amino acids)
Source: RefSeq, a predicted model, not a curated record
CAGCAGAGAAUGGCUUUGUUCCCUGAAGAGAGAAAGGCUCAGCUGUGCUGCAUAAGCUUUACAACUCAGCAAUAUGAAAAUCAAGGCACUGAUUCUCUUCAUGUCUGCAAUGAUCUGUCAGUCCACAGCUUUGAGAGCACCAUUCACUGACAUGGAUACAACAGAGCCCAUUCCAGACUCCAAGCAGCAGUAUCUCUCAAUGGAGCGGAGGCAGUUUGACGAGCCCAGUGCUUCAGACGACGCCAGCCUUUGCUUUUUCUUCCAAGAAAAAGACGAAUCGAGUCACAUUUCCUGCAAACAUCGAUUAACACGCAGUAAAUUCAACUACAACCCGUUUGGGCUGCGCUUUGGGAAGCGAAAUGAAGCGACAACUACUGAGAGGGACAGACCCAAACACAAGCACCUGCUGCCAAUGAUGCUUUACCUGAGAAAACAAUUAGAAACUUCUUGAAAAUCGCUCUUCUGUCAGAUGGAAGGACGUGGUUUGCUUGGUUGAAAACUGUGGGUAAAUAUUUCAGGCACGCCUCGCCUGUUAUUAUGCUUUUUUAUUUCUCAAUUAUGGAAUUUUAUGGCGCACUUGUUUCAUUGAGUUACUGUAUAUGUGCAAUAAACGUUUUAUAUUGUUUGA